AUGUUCCUGAACAGAUUCGCCGCACUCACUCUCGAGGAUCCAGAAAAGACACAACCGAAGCAGAAAGAGUCCCCCGAAACGCAAAAGAUCGCCAAGGUGGAGCUGCUCGAGAAUGACAGGGAGGAGGAAAAAUAUAGGGACAAGAAGAUUGACCCGAUGGAUGCUGCUGUUGUGACCGACAAUGCCGCGAAGCUUGCGCGAGAUCUUGUGCAGGAGGUUGGACCACUCUUGAUUCCCAUGUGA
Molecule: messenger RNA, 243 nt
Organism: Penicillium nucicola
Lineage: Eukaryota; Fungi; Ascomycota; Eurotiomycetes; Eurotiales; Aspergillaceae
Exons: 2
Coding region: 1-243 (80 amino acids)
Source: RefSeq, a predicted model, not a curated record